Penicillium digitatum Pd1 is the source of this 912-nucleotide messenger RNA. NCBI's taxonomy places the organism in Eukaryota, Fungi, Ascomycota, Eurotiomycetes, Eurotiales, Aspergillaceae. The record is from RefSeq and is a predicted model, not a curated record.
AUGCCUACUAAGACUCCCAAGAAGCGAACUCUUUCGUGGAGCGAGGGCACGCGAUCUGCGCGCGAGCUCGCGAUGGCGGCCACUGCACAGACCUCUCGAUUGGCGUGUAUCCCAUCACUAGCCCGCUUCAUCCUUGUCGUCCUGAGCAGUCUCACUGUGAGCUCUGUUCUGUUCACACUCACAUCCACCUUGACGGUGGGCGAUCUCGGGCCUAUCAGCAAACACCUUGAAGAAUGGUGGGAAGUUGGGGGCUUAAUAGGUUGGAGGGCCAUGGAGAUCGGAUCAGCCUGGGCUCUAGGAUUUGAUGCGCUCCCAUUCGCCCUCCUGCGCCGAUCCUCGUCCGUCCACAAUCUUUCGCAUGCGCCUGCUGAUGCAGUUGCCAAUCGAAACAUUCUACAGGACAGAACUACAACUGUCUUCACAACACUUCUGGCAACCUCGAUUUUCAGCGUUGUGCUGUACGCCAGCUAUGCGACUUGGCUUCCUACACAGCUGGUCAUUCACUUUGAGGGUCUCCCAGAUAUCAGCGCGGCACAUGCUGGUCCCGCCGGCUUGCCUGUCCUCUUUCUGACGCUGAUUCCUGCUGGCUGGGCGGCGCGGGACUUUUUAUUUGUCAGCUCAACUGGCUACUCAACCACUCCCACUGGGUUUACAAGCUGCUGCGAGGGUGAAAAUCUGGCUGCGUUCAUUUGUCGCACCACUUGGGGCAAACUUACCAUCAAGUCGAGAGUGUUGCUUUCUCGGUCCAUUCUACUUGCGCUUGGAGUCCUGCUCAACACAAUUGUUCAAGUGGCAGGCACCAUCAACGAUGUCUCUAUCGAAGGUGCUGCCACUUGGGGAGCUGUCUGGGCAUUUGCGACGCUGACCGUAGGAGCAACCUUCGGCUGGAUUGAAGCUGUUGAUGGUCUAUGA